AUGGAGUGGUUGGACUUAAUUUCUGGCAUUGUGAUCGCUUUCACGAUUUUCUAUUUCUACGUGAAGCACAAGCAAUCUUAUUGGGAACGCGAAAAAGUGCCCUUCAUCAAGCCAAUGUUCUUCCUGGGCAUUUCUGGUGCAGGUUUAGUGAAUCGAAUCCCGCUCAAAGACCGAUUUCACAAAGUGUAUAAGGAUCUAAAGGCGAAAUCCAACAAGUUUGGAGGACUCUACAUGUUCAUUUCUCCAGCCAUGAUUUUCGUUGACAUUGACCUUGUUAAGUCUGUUCUGAUAAGAGAUUUUCACCACUUCGAAGACCGCGGAUUCUACGUGAACGAGAAAAGCGAUCCGCUUUCCGCACAUUUGUUUUCACUCUCUGGAAAUACAUGGAGGAGUUUGAGGGCAAAACUCACUCCAACAUUCACCAGUGGUCGAAUGAAGACGAUGUUCCCAAUCAUUGCCGGCAUAUCUCAAGAGCUUCAGAAGGUUUUCCUCGAGGAAGCAGCGAAAGAUAGUUCAAUAGAAGUGAAGAAUCUUCUCGCCAGAUUCAAUACAGAUGUGAUUGGGAAUUGCGCCUUUGGACUCGAGUGCAAUAGCCUUAAGGAUCCGAAAACUGAGUUUCGACGAUACGGAAUAAUGGCUAUCAGAAGAAAUACCUUCGAUGGUCUCAAGCAGGCCUUUUUACUGGCAUUCCCGAAAGUCGGGAAAUUCUUCGACAUGAUGCUCACGAAUCCUGAAGUUGCAUCUUUCUACAUUCGAGUUGUCCGCGAAACAGUGGAACAUCGUGAGAAGAAUAACAUACAGAGAAAUGAUUUCAUGAACCUUCUAAUAGGUCUAAAGAACAGUGAAAGUGAGAGUGAACGAUUGACUGUUGUCGAAUUGGCAGCUCAAUCAUUCAUGUUCUUCUUGGCUGGAUUUGAAACCUCUUCCACUGCAAUGAUGUACUGUCUUUACGAAUUGGCUCUGAAUCCAGAUAUUCAGGAGAAAACCCGAGAACACAUCAAUCAAGUUCUGCAAAAGCACAACAACGAAUUCACUUACGAGGCGAUGAUGGAUAUGACUUACCUGGAGCAGGUCGUGAACGAAACGCUGCGAAAGUAUCCGUUCGUCACGAAUCUUCUGCGAAUUUGCACGAAAGAUUACCAGAUCCCGAAUAGUAAGGUCACAAUCAAGAAGGGCACCAGAAUAUUCGUCCCGAUUUAUGGACUACAUCAUGAUCCUGAAUACUAUCCCAAUCCGGAUAAAUUCGACCCUGAGAGAUUUACCAAGGAAGCUAUAGCAUCACGACCUCAAUGCACUUACAUUCCUUUCGGCGAUGGCCCAAGAGUCUGUAUUGGAAUGCGCUUCGGAUUGAUGCAAGUCCGCAUUGGCUUAGCGGCUAUUCUGCAGAUUCUUAAAUUCUCUCCUUGCGCCAAAACCGAUAUUCCUCUCACAGGAUUCUCCCUAACACAACCUUUGUUAAAUCUUAUAAAUGGAAUUCAUUUGAAAGUAGAAAGACUAUGAAAAAACCAAAUUAAAA
Phlebotomus argentipes is the source of this 1516-nucleotide messenger RNA. Its product is annotated as probable cytochrome P450 6a23. The record is from RefSeq and is a predicted model, not a curated record. NCBI's taxonomy places the organism in Eukaryota, Metazoa, Arthropoda, Insecta, Diptera, Psychodidae. The transcript is spliced from 2 exons. Gene Ontology annotation, molecular function: iron ion binding; heme binding; monooxygenase activity. The coding region runs from base 1 to 1500 and encodes 499 amino acids.